Molecule: messenger RNA, 1774 nt
Organism: Ornithodoros turicata
Lineage: Eukaryota; Metazoa; Arthropoda; Arachnida; Ixodida; Argasidae
Exons: 7
Coding region: 1-1470 (489 amino acids)
Cellular component (GO): chitin-based extracellular matrix
Molecular function (GO): structural constituent of chitin-based larval cuticle
Source: RefSeq, a predicted model, not a curated record
AUGAUGUUUGGCAAGGUCUUACUUCUGUGCUUCGUUGCUUACGUUGCAGCUGCAGAACCAGAAGAGUACUCAGGACCUGCUCAGCCAUACGCCUUCAACUACGACAGCACUGAUGAAUUCGGCACCCGUCUUGCACAACAGGAGAGCGGUGAUGAAUCCAACAGGAAGACCGGCUACUACAGCUACACCGACGCCAAUGGUGUUUCUCGCCGCGUCGACUACGUUGCCGACGAAACUGGCUUCCACCCAACCGUGAACACUAACGAGGCCGGAACGAAGACCUCCAAUCCCGCUGACGCUCCAUUCUAUUCUAACGCUGAUCCUGCUCAGCAACCAGCUGCCCCAGCUGUUGUCAAGCCCGUGGCGGUCGUUGCCAAACCGGUGGCUGUUGCCGCCAAGCCCGUCGUCUAUCAUGCAGCUGCCCCAGUUGUGCACGUUGUGCAUGCUGCCCCAGUUGUGCACGCAGUACAUGCUGCCCCAGCUAUCACCCUUCAUGCUGCAACCCCUGUUGUUCAUGCUGUUCAUGGCGCUCCAGUAGCAGUUCAUGCCGUCUCCUCCCCAGUUGCCUAUCACGCUGUGUCCACUGCUGCCCACGUUCCUCUGGCUUACAGCGCUGGUGCUCUUCCACUUACCUACGGCCACCAUCCAUUUACCUUCACCUUGGCACUUAAAUAUAAAGAUGUCGAUCGCUAUGUGAAAGUUCAAGAUUCGGGCCCUGGACGACAUCAAGUCGGAUCAAGUCUAAAGAUGCUAGCCAAGGUUGCCUUCCUGGGUUUGGUAGCGUUUGUUGCCGCUCAGGCUCAAAAGCAAGUUGACGCGCCACCACAGCCGUACGCCUUCAAGUAUGACAGUACAGAUGAGUAUGGCACUCGCCUCACCCAAGAAGAAAGCGGCGACGGAUCCAACAGAAAAACCGGCUUCUACAGUUACAUAGAUGCCAACGGUGUUUCUCGUCGCGUAGACUACGUCGCUGACGAAACUGGUUUCCACGUCACCGUGAACACAAACGAACCAGGAACCAAAAGCUCCAGCCCCGCCGACGCUACAUACAACUCUAACGCUGAUCCAUCCCAGCAGCAAGCCGGGCCGUCUCCCGUUGCAGCCAAGCCUGCCGCUCCCGUCCAGCCGGUUUCCGUAGCUGCACCUGCCGUUCACGCCGUGGCUGUCCAGUCGGUUCCCACUGCUCAUCAUGCUGCUUCCCCCGUGGUCCUCAGCGCAGUCCACUCUCCAAUAGGACUUCACGCCCUACAUGGCGGCUCCCCCGUGACCCUAAGUGCUGUCCACUCUCCAGCAGGACUUCAAGCCCUCCACACGGGCUCGCCCCUGACUUUCCAGGUUGCUCAUGCUGCACCAGUAGCCCUGAGCGCUGGUGGUCACAUUCCUCUGGCCUACAGUGCAAACGCCGUUCCAGCAGCUCUUAACAGCCAUCCCUUUAACUUUGUUAUCGGGAAGAGCGCCGCUAAGAAGUAAAGUACUUGAGUGGAACAAGGUCACUCCAACUGAGAUAAGGUUCCCUCUGUGACUUUCUGUGCGGAAUAUGACGUGUCCUUGCGCCUAUGGCGUGCUGCAACCAAUUCCUUUAUACUCCCAGCAUCACCGAUCGAAAAUUCAAAACUGCUCGUUCAACAUGUGUCAGCCUGGAUCACUGGAAGCCUUGUGACGACUGUUUCUUUCUUUGUACUUUAUAUCAAUGUUUGGUAAGCUGUUUUUCCAUGAAAUGGCGAUGUUCAACUCUGUCGCUGCAUGCUUUGUAAAUAAAUGCAUGUGUGAUGCA